GUCCCAAUCCUUGAAACCGUACUUGACCGCAGUCAGAACCUCCUUGACUGCGGCAAUUUGCUUGCAGGACUUCUCGUCGCAGAUGGUCGAGCGUCACAACAGGCCCGAAAUCGAGGUGGACAACUCGCACAACCCAGAGCUUCUUUUGAACCCAGUCACAAUCGCCAGAAACGAGCAUGAGAAGAUCUUGAUCGAGCCUUCCGUCAACUCUGUGCGAGUGUCGAUCUGCAUAAAACAGGCCGACGAGAUCGAGCACAUUUUGGUGCGUCAGUUCACACGAUUCCUCACCCAGAGAGCAGAGAGUUUUUUCAUUUUGAGGAGAGUCCCAGUCAAGGGUUAUGACAUCUCGUUCUUGAUCACCAACUUCCAUACUGAGCAGAUGUUGAAGGACAAACUCGUGGACUUCAUAAUCGAGUUCAUGGAAGAGGUGGACAAGGAGAUCAGUGAGAUGAAGUUGUUUUUGAAUGCCAGAGCCAGAGUCAUUGCCGAGGCAUACUUGACGCCUUUUGACUAGACCAAUUCGACAGGACUCGAGUUUGUAGGAUCAUAUCAAAAUACGCAACAACAAGAUUUUCAACAAAAACAA
Metschnikowia bicuspidata var. bicuspidata NRRL YB-4993 is the source of this 586-nucleotide messenger RNA. It is a transcript of the gene ARC19, whose product is annotated as Arc19p. The record is from RefSeq and is a predicted model, not a curated record. Gene Ontology annotation, cellular component: Arp2/3 protein complex; actin cytoskeleton. NCBI's taxonomy places the organism in Eukaryota, Fungi, Ascomycota, Pichiomycetes, Serinales, Metschnikowiaceae. Bases 83 to 514 code for a protein of 143 amino acids. Gene Ontology annotation, biological process: actin filament polymerization; Arp2/3 complex-mediated actin nucleation. The transcript has a single exon. Gene Ontology annotation, molecular function: actin filament binding.